Molecule: messenger RNA, 5261 nt
Organism: Labrus mixtus (cuckoo wrasse)
Lineage: Eukaryota; Metazoa; Chordata; Actinopteri; Labriformes; Labridae
Gene: galnt13
Product: UDP-N-acetyl-alpha-D-galactosamine:polypeptide N-acetylgalactosaminyltransferase 13
Exons: 12
Coding region: 613-2283 (556 amino acids)
Cellular component (GO): Golgi apparatus
Source: RefSeq, a predicted model, not a curated record
CAGAGAGCAGAAACGACACACUAGCAGGUCGGUUCUGAGCUGAGGUUAGAUUGUGCUGCGGAAUAUUAUCUCGGCUGUCCUCUUAACCGUUAUAAUAUUCAGCCGGAGAACAGGUGCGUUGCUAAGAAGAAGGUAACAGCAUUGACCGCAGUGGCAUUAAAACGAAAGGGAAAAAACAAUUAAUGGAGGCUGUGGAUUUUCAGCGGUGUACUGCGGCUAAGCAAGAGAAAAAUCCUAUCAAGGAGUCCAAACAGGUACCCCGAGCGGCAUUACUGGACGUACAGUAUCACGCUGGAUUGUAGACUACUCUGUGUUGAGAUGGACUGCAACUUCACUGCGUUAUUAGGAGCAGAUGAUAGUUGUAUUUAGCCGCUGGAGAACUGGAUAUCGGGUCAUGUUGUGUGCGUUCAACACGUUGCCUGAGAGCGACGCUGGAGCAGGUCACUGGUUCACUCCAUCCAUAAUUUAGGAUGACGACUGCUGGUCAAACCUACUCGCUCUCCUCCCUCGUUCCUCACCCGGUCUCCAGAGUUCAAACGCUUCGUCAGCAGACUGAGCACUUGCCCUGAACCCCUCCCUGUUCGGCUUCCUGGCAGACGUCCCGGGGAGGUGAUGCGACGGUUCGUCUACUGUAAGGUGGUGCUGACCACCUCUUUAGUGUGGGUGCUGGUGGACGUGUUCCUGCUGCUCUACUUCAGCGAGUGUAACAAAUGUGAUGAUAGGAAAGACCGCUCGCUGCUCCCUGCCCUCCGAGCGGUGAUAUCUCGAAGCCACGAGGGUCCGGGGGAGAUGGGCAAAGCAGUGAACAUUCCCAAGGACGACCAGGAGAAAAUGAAGGAGCUCUUUAAGAUCAACCAGUUCAAUCUGAUGGCCAGUGACAUGAUCGCCCUGAACAGGAGUUUGCCGGAUGUGCGGUUAGACGGCUGUAAGACCAAAGUGUACUCAGACGACCUGCCAAACACCAGCAUAGUCAUCGUGUUUCACAACGAGGCAUGGAGCACUCUGCUGCGGACAGUUCACAGUGUCAUCAACCGCUCUCCGAAACACCUGCUCACCGAGAUUCUGCUAGUGGACGAUGCCAGUGAGCGAGACUUCCUGAAGAAGAAGCUGGAGAACUAUGUGCGCACUCUGGAGGUGCCGGUGAAGAUCCUGAGGAUGGAGCAGCGUUCAGGUCUCAUCAGAGCCAGGUUAAGGGGGGCAGCCGCCACCAAAGGUCAGGUCAUCACCUUCCUGGACGCUCACUGUGAGUGCACUGUGGGCUGGCUGGAGCCCCUGCUGGCACGUAUCAAAGAGGACAGGACAGCCGUCGUGUGCCCUAUCAUCGACGUCAUCAGCGACGAGACGUUUGAAUACAUGGCAGGCUCAGAUAUGACCUAUGGAGGAUUCAACUGGAAGCUGAACUUUCGCUGGUACCCGGUUCCCCAGCGGGAGAUGGAUCGACGCAAGGGGGACAGAACACUUCCCGUCAGGACUCCAACAAUGGCAGGAGGAUUGUUCUCUAUAGACAAAGCAUACUUUGAAGAAAUUGGAAACUACGAUCCUGGGAUGGACAUCUGGGGCGGAGAGAACCUGGAAAUGUCUUUUAGAAUCUGGCAGUGUGGAGGAUCUUUAGAAAUCGUAACUUGUUCACACGUGGGCCAUGUCUUUCGGAAGGCCACCCCAUACAGCUUCCCGGGAGGAACGGGCCAAGUCAUCAACAAGAACAACAGGCGGCUGGCAGAAGUGUGGAUGGACGAUUUCAAAGAGUUCUUCUACAUCAUAUCUCCAGGUGUGAUGCGUGUUGACUAUGGAGACGUUUCCUCUCGCAGAGCCCUCCGCGAGGCCCUGCACUGCAAACCAUUUGCCUGGUAUCUAGAGAAUGUCUACCCAGACUCCCAGAUCCCGAGAAGAUACUACUCACUUGGUGAAAUCCGAAAUGUUGAGACCAACCAGUGUGUGGACAAUAUGGGACGAAAGGAGAACGAGAAAGUCGGCUUCUUCAACUGCCAUGGCAUGGGCGGAAACCAGGUGUUCUCGUACACCGCAGACAAAGAAAUCAGGACAGAUGACCUCUGUCUGGAUGUCUCCCGCCUCAACGGGCCUGUGGUCAUGCUCAAGUGUCACCACAUGAAGGGCAAUCAGAUGUUCGAGUAUGAUGCUGAGCGUCUCACCCUGCUGCACGUGAACAGCAACCAGUGUUUGGACAUGCCGUCUGAGGAGGACAAGAUGGUCCCCACCCUGAGAGACUGCAACGACAGCCGCUCUCAGCAGUGGUUGCUCCGUAACAUGACUCUGAGCAUCUGAUCUCCCACCUCUCUGCUCCCCCCCCCCCCCCCCACCACAACACUCUGUCCUCAUCCUAACCAGUCUUGGCUCUCCAAACCCUGAACAGGUGGCUCUUAACCACGCACAUCAUCCGCCUCUUCCUGUAACAGCCAAUGCAGAGAUCCAGGCAGCAGCAGCGGCUUAACUUCCACGAUGGAGGCGUCUCCUUUUACAGGUUAUGCGAGAGGCUGCACCUGCCCCGUCAUGUGACAUGGUGAGCCGUGGCUUUUGGGGGACCUCGUGUCGAAGCGAGGGAGAACGAUGUGCAAGAUCUAUGCAUGGAGAACAUGAAAAUCAAAGCACUCGCACGGUGUCGGACCAGCUGCUAGCCAAGCAUCCACCAUGCUGCUCGGACUGCCGGACAAAAUGUAACAGAAGAGCAUCACUGAGAAGGCAUGUUUCUGAGAUGGUCUGUGAAUUACCUCCUUGUGCCGUGUACAUGCAGUGCAUCAUUGUCCACUGUACACGAUACAAUCUAAAAGCAGGACUGUUGUAUUAAAGCUGCUGCUCCUCCUUUUUCCAUAUCAGUGUCGGAGUUACAUUCAGAUAACAGGAGAGUGAUUGAGAGCCUGACCAAUUCAAGCUAAAAUAUCAGAAGAUUAUAGUUUCUGCUUGCUGAUAUUUCCAUUUAAAGUCAAACUGAAAUUGUAUUAAUUUAAUUAAAUUCUCAUUUUGAUGUAAAAACUAUGAAUUAUGAUACUACAGCCUUUGUUUGUUUUUCUUCAACUUGAAACAUAUCUAGCUAAAUCAACAGGGGCUUACAUUGUAUUUCACACUGUAGAUAAGAUAGCCCGCAUUAGAUGUCCUUUUUUAAAUGGGUCAAGUUGUGGUGUUAGAAAAAGUCCAGAAGCUUUGAAAAGUCCUCUAAUCUGAGCACUCUAUCAUCCCUGUAGUCCACCAGGGACAUUGUGUGACAAAUGAAGACCUUAUGUAGCGUCUUGGUUUAAAGAGUGAAGCCAAUGUGGAAGUGCCUUAAACCUGCAUUCUUUCUAAUGGCCAGCAGGAGGCAGAAUAAGGUCCAGUUAAAAAAGUUAGUCAACAAUAAAGCAGGUUCUUAAGGGUUACUGAAAAGUUUGCUGCCACAGUUAUUGACAUAUUUUAGUCAUAGUUAGACAGGGUAAACAAGUUGCAAUCCAAACAAUGGAGAUAGUGAUGGCCAAAAUGUCCCACCAAAACAAUAUUUCAAAAACCAGUGAUGUCCUUAUGGCACCACUUUCUUCUCAUUUAAAGCCUUUUGUAACAUACACACUUUGAAUGUCACACAGAAUUUGGUCCAUUUGUAAGACGGUACAAAAGUGUGAUUACGGUCAGUACAAAGAAUUCAUAUCACAUGUAAACAUAAUCAAUAAAAGCAUGUAUUGUUUUUGGUAAUUAGAGAAGAUUUAUUUUUUGUAAAACUAGAUUGAACAUUUCAGUUUGACUUCAAGGAGAACAAUCUUUGUGAGCAUUAUUGCAUACAUUUAGUUAAGUUUCAAAUGUUUGUACAUUUGUUAUCAAGAAACUUUUAAAUUACAUCAAACAUAUCUUUCCUGACAUGUUUUGUUCAUUACUGCCUGACACGUUGAAAGAUAGUGAAACAUUAUUGAUAAGCCAAUAUCAGCCUGUUUAAUGGUUGGGCUCUAGCUGUUAGCUUGUAUUUCUUAAGACGUUUUGGAGGGUAAACAUUAAGAUCGCAAGGCAAGAGUGCAGCUAUAACAUCCUCCCCUUUUUUUAUUUAAAAACAUGCUAUUCAGUGAAACAGAAUGUAUGUUACAGAAGAAAAUAUGAGGCAGCUCUUUGGAUGGACAUGUGGUAUUUAUUACUGAUCGUUAAAGAAGUGAAUAUUGUGGCUGUUGGAGAUAGAACAAGAUAUGAAAUGAAUGUAAGAGUGUUUCCAAGAUGAUCAUGACAAUGACCUGAUAUAGUGUAACUGUGUUAUCAAGGCAACCUGUGAGCUACAUAACAAAACACAUCACCUUUAUCAGUUACUAAAGUUUUCAGGUUUCUGAUUCUGAGAUGUUUGUUCAAUCCUUCUAACACCUUGAGAAAUCAUGAUGUCUUGAGCCACAUAGUUACUUGUGCCUUUAGAAUGUUUUUUGAAUGCCGUUGUUGAUCUUUAGAUGAUUUGUUUUAUUUUGUUAAUGAAAUUGGGGAUUGAUUAUUUUCAUCUGUUUGUUUUAAGUAUAAAAACUACUUCAUACUCAUUGAAAUAAUUGGCAUAUCUCAUGACUUCAUAAAGAUAAUCUUAUCCUAUAUGAUCAAACAUUUGGUCAUUCCCUUAGGUAUAUCAAGACUCACCAGUCAUUCAUGCAGGCAUGGCAGGUUUCACAACAUAGCUGAUCAGGAUCAGACAACAAUGUGUUAUUGUACACAGUGUUGUUAUAUCACCACUGUUGUUGUUGUACAUACAGAACCAGUUAUUUUUUUAAGAUGCUGUAAAACUUGAACACUCCUCGGAGAAAAAGAAAUUGAAUGGUAAAAAUAUCACGAGGUAUUGCAGUGGUUCAUUUUGAAUUGUGGUAUUAAAAACCAGUGCUUACCUCGGGUUUUUGAAAUUGCGGCGUAUUUCGGAAAUCAUCAUCGGCCCCAUGAAACCAAUUCUCAGACUACCUAAAGGACCUUAGGCGAGCAUACACGAGGGAGCAACUAACGGUGAAACAUUAUCAAUGCUGCUUGAAUGCUGAAUCCUUGCCAAGAGCCUGGUCUGCAUUCAGACUGAAAUUCAAUCACCUCUUUCUUAAUACGUACACACAUUUAUUGUUUUUGAUUAUCUUAAAGUGCAUGGUGUUUAAAUAGGAAUGUAAUGUUUCAAUGUACUGUUUGCAAAGUGAUGUUUCCUGUUUGUACAUUUUGCCUUUUUUUGUAGAAAAACUGAACAUAGAUUUAGCAUUAAUUUCAGUGUGAAGCAACUGAUGUACAUGUGAACACUAGCACAUCACACCAAUGCAUCAGUGGUUUAAUAAAACCUUGUUCUUGAA